UAGUUCGUAGUUUUACCCAGUUUUACCGCAACUCGUUGGGUGGAAACGUGUUUUGUGAGUUCGCAUUUUGUUUCGUAAUUUGAAUCCACGACUACCUUCAUAUUUACACAACGAUUGUCUCCUAAUUAAGAAGAAUGUCUAGCAAACCCGCGUUCAAAGUUGCCGACUUGUCUCUGGCGGAAUGGGGCCGAAAAGAAAUUACCAUGGCGGAAAACGAGAUGCCAGGGUUGAUGGCCGUCAGGAAAAAAUACGGUCCUGAAAAAAUUUUAAAAGGUGCACGAAUCGCCGGUUGUCUGCACAUGACAGUACAAACCGCGGUUCUCAUUGAAACUCUUGUCGAACUUGGAGCCGAGGUUCAAUGGUCAUCGUGUAAUAUAUUCAGUACACAAGAUCAUGCGGCUGCAGCUAUUGCAAAAACGGGGGUUCCUGUAUAUGCAUGGAAGGGUGAAACAGAUGAGGAGUACAUCUGGUGCAUAGAGCAAACCCUUGUCUUCAAAGAUGGCAAACCUUUGAAUCUCAUUCUUGAUGAUGGUGGUGACCUGACUAACUUAGUUCACACCAAGUUUCCAGAAUAUUUAAAGGAAUGUCGUGGCAUUUCCGAGGAGACCACCACGGGAGUGCAUAAUCUCUAUCGCAUGAUGAAAGAGGGAAAACUUAAAGUCCCUGUGAUCAACGUCAAUGAUUCAGUAACGAAGAGUAAGUUCGACAAUCUGUAUGGAUGCAGAGAAUCGUUAAUCGAUGGUAUUAAACGAGCAACGGACGUUAUGAUUGCUGGCAAAGUCUGCGUGGUCGCUGGUUACGGAGAUGUUGGUAAAGGUUGUGCGCAGAGUCUCAGAGCACUGGGUGGUCGUGUUCUAAUCACAGAAAUUGAUCCCAUUAAUGCGCUGCAAGCAGCUAUGGAGGGAUACGAGGUAACCACAAUGGAAGAAGCAUCGACCAAAGGACAGAUAUAUGUCACAACUACUGGAUGCAAAGACAUUAUAUUAGGCCAUCAUUUUGUGAAUAUGCCAGAGGAUGCUAUUGUUUGCAAUAUCGGUCACUUCGACUGUGAGUUAGACGUCAAUUGGCUUGAGAAGAAUGCAGUUGAAAAAGUCAACAUUAAGCCCCAAGUAGAUAGAUAUCAGUUGAAGAAUGGCAGACACAUCAUACUCCUCGCAGAGGGUCGUUUAGUUAAUCUUGGAUGCGCGACGGGACACUCAAGUUUUGUAAUGAGCAAUUCUUUCACGAAUCAAGUGUUGGCACAAAUAGAAUUGUGGACAAAGUCAGAAUCCUAUCCGAUCGGCGUUCAUAUGUUGCCGAAGAAAUUGGAUGAAGAGGUUGCAGCAUUACAUUUGAAUCAUCUUGGCGUCAAACUAACUAAACUAUCAGAAGAACAGGCCAAAUACCUCGGUGUACCUGUGGAAGGACCUUACAAGGCUGAUCAUUAUCGAUAUUAAACAUUGUCAAAUGUCCAAAGGCUUCUUAUGUACUUCUAUAAAAACGCAACGAUAGUGAUUCAAAUUAAAUUCUAAAAAAAAAAACACUUAAAAUACAAUGAUAAACAGUGGUCGAACACGCAACUUCAUUUAUUUAUAUUUUAAUACAACGGACUAAAAUUUUUUUAUAUAUUUUUUGUUGUCAAUAAAUAAACUGAAUUGCUUGUUAGACCACUAUUCGGCGUUUUACUCGUAAAUUGUCAUUUUUAAUUUUCCGGUCGAUUCAUUUGUUAAUUUUAUUCUGAACAUCGAAAGUUUUCUGUACAUACGUCCGGUAGUUAUGUAAUUAACAUUUUCAAAUAAAUUCAAUUUGUUCACGA
Messenger RNA from Hylaeus anthracinus, 1795 nucleotides. It is a transcript of the gene Ahcy, whose product is annotated as adenosylhomocysteinase. The record is from RefSeq and is a predicted model, not a curated record. Lineage: Eukaryota; Metazoa; Arthropoda; Insecta; Hymenoptera; Colletidae. Gene Ontology annotation, cellular component: cytosol. Gene Ontology annotation, biological process: L-methionine cycle. Bases 135 to 1436 code for a protein of 433 amino acids. The transcript has 6 exons. Gene Ontology annotation, molecular function: adenosylhomocysteinase activity.